AUGCUCAUUGUUUGCUUAUAUGUAGAUGAUCUAAUCUAUAGUGGAAGUAAUACAACCAUGUUUGGAAGCUUUAAGAAAUCCAUGCUGGUUGAAUUUGAAAUGUCUGAUCUUGACAUGAUGCAUUACUUUCUUGGCAUAGAAGUGUUGCACAAAGAUGAUGGAGGAAAGAAGGUUAACAAUACUCUUUAUAAGCAGAUUGUGGGGAGGUUAAUGUAUUUGACUGCAACAAGGCCUGAUAUAAUGCAUGUUGUAAGUGUCAUUAGUAGUUACAUGGAGUGUCCAACAAAGAUUCAUCUUUUGGCUGCAAAAAGAAUUCUUAGGUACUUGCAAGGUACUAAGGAGUUUGGGUUGUUUUUCAAAAGGGGAGAAAAGUUAUAUUUGUUUGGCUUUACAGAUAGUGAUUAUGCAGAAGAUUCUGAUGAUUGUAAAAGCACAUCUAGGUAUGUUUUCAUGUUGGGAACAAGAGCUAUUUCAUGGUCAUCAAAGAAGCAGCCAAUCGUCACAUUGUCAACCACUGAAGCUGAAUUUGUUGCAGCAACGGCAUGUGCUCGUCAAGCUAUUUGGCUGAAGAAGAUUCUUGAAGACUUGCAGUUCAGAGAAGAUGGACCUACUCUCAUAUACUGUGACAACAGUUCAACAAUAAAGCUCUUAAAGAAUCCUGUUCUACAUAUGGUCGAAGCAAGCAUAUAG
Messenger RNA from Malania oleifera, 690 nucleotides. Its product is annotated as secreted RxLR effector protein 161-like. NCBI's taxonomy places the organism in Eukaryota, Viridiplantae, Streptophyta, Magnoliopsida, Santalales, Ximeniaceae. Bases 1 to 690 code for a protein of 229 amino acids. The transcript is spliced from 2 exons. The record is from RefSeq and is a predicted model, not a curated record.